Messenger RNA from Calidris pugnax (ruff), 1308 nucleotides. RefSeq lists its product as uncharacterized. Bases 1 to 1308 code for a protein of 435 amino acids. The record is from RefSeq and is a predicted model, not a curated record. Gene Ontology annotation, molecular function: catalytic activity. The transcript has 2 exons. NCBI's taxonomy places the organism in Eukaryota, Metazoa, Chordata, Aves, Charadriiformes, Scolopacidae.
AUGGCUUGUCAAAAGGGCUUUAAACUAGGCUUGAAGGGGGAGGGGGUUAAAUACAGGAGCACUAGAGACAAGCUUAAGGACAGCCUCCAGCCUGCCAUUGGACUUGAAACAAGAAAUAAUGGACCAAGAGCCCCUGAGGUAAUAGGAGACAGGAGGGUUGCAGCCACAAAGCAUCUUGGGGGAUCAGUGGAGUGUCCCUCUAAGAACGUGACGUGGCCAGCAGACCAGCUGAAAUGUCUCUACACUAAUGCACACAGCAUGGGCAACAAGCAGGAGGAACUGGAAGCUAUCCUGCUACAGGAAAGCUAUGACAUAGUAGCAAUUACGGAAACUUGGUGGGAUGACUCCUAUGACUGGAGUGUGGCCAUCGAUGGGUACAAGCUGUUCAGAAGGGACAGGAGUGGAAGAAGGGGUGGAGGUGUUGCCCUCUAUGUAAAGAAGUGGCUAGAAUGUGAAGAGUUGUUGCUAAAGAGUAGCCAUGACCAGGUUGAAAGUUUAUGGGUAGGAAUUAGGGAUUGGGACAACAAAGGGAGCCUUGUGGUAGGAGUCUACUACAGGCCGCCUGACCAGGCGGAGCCUGUCAAUGAUGCCUUCUUACUCCAGCUUGAGGAGGCAUCACGAUCACAGGCUCUCAUCCUGCUGGGGGACUUUAACCACCCCGACAUCUGCUGGAAAAGCAACACAGCUGGCUGCAGACAAUCCAGGAAGCUCUUAGAGUGCCUAGAUGACAACUUCCUGCGACAAGAAAUUAACAGCCCUACUCGAGGAAAUGCAUUGUUGGAUCUGUUGAUCACAAAUGCAAGUGAAAUCAUCAGGGAUAUCAAAAUUGAAGGUAGCCUAGGCUGCAGUGAUCAUGCCCUAGUGCAGUUCACUGUCCUAAGGAGUUUGAAGCUCACCAGAAGCACAGUUAGGACUCUAAACUUCAAGAAAGCAAACUUCCAGCUUUUCAAGGAGUUAAAAAACCUAAGAGUUGACCAGAGGAGAAUAAACCUUAUCAGCUGUUUAGGAAAGAAAACUGUAUGUGGACCUGAUGAAAGGAGGCAAAGAAAAGUACUCACAAGGAAAGGUUGUCCCACCUUGCAGAGAAGAAAGCGAGACACGAGAACUGCCCUCUGUGGAAGGCAGCUGACAAAGGACAAGCUCUGCAUCGUCUGCUGGGUUGCGGUACCACAGUACCAGCAGGGAGCCCAGGGUCAGACUUCAGGAACCCCUUGCAGAUGCCACCAGGUGUGGGAGGUCAGAGGAGGCUUCCUGGGGAGUACAACAGCACCUCUGCCACCACUGAGGUCGUUAAGAAACGCAUCUUGA